Messenger RNA from Ooceraea biroi (clonal raider ant), 3942 nucleotides. RefSeq names its product very low-density lipoprotein receptor. Gene Ontology annotation, biological process: receptor-mediated endocytosis. Gene Ontology annotation, molecular function: calcium ion binding; protein binding; hormone binding. Gene Ontology annotation, cellular component: plasma membrane; apical plasma membrane; signaling receptor complex. The record is from RefSeq and is a predicted model, not a curated record. Lineage: Eukaryota; Metazoa; Arthropoda; Insecta; Hymenoptera; Formicidae.
GCGAGGCUCCACCAGUGACCACUCUCGUUCAGUGUUAUUGUUAUCGUUAUUAAAAUUCUCGUUAUUAACCGAUAUCUAUAUCGAGAGGAAAGGCAAAGAAGAGCAGGAAAGAGAGAGUGAGAGAAAAAGAGAGGGCAAGGGGGAACGCAGAGAAGAAACUGACAGAGAGACGCACCGGGGAGGUUGGCAGCGGUGGUGGUGGUGGUGGUGCUGCUGCUGCUGCUGCUGCGCCGGGCGGUGGUGGUGGUGCGCCGUGACACGGUGGUGGAACGAAAUCACGAAGGACACGACCGUGAGAAGAAAGAGGGUUGUUAUGGGGCGAGACUCCCGUGGCGUGUUGCUGCUUGUCGCGCUGGCCGUGCUGGCGGCCGCGGACGGCUUCUCGACCGACAGUAAACUGGCUUGCCCUCUGAGGCAGUUCCGAUGCGCCAAUGGCAGAUGUAUACCGAUUUCGUGGGUCUGCGACAAAUCGGAUGACUGUAUCGACAAUUCCGACGAGAGUCCGGAGGAAUGCAAAAACACCCAGGAGUGCAAAGACACCGACUUCAAGUGCACCAACGGUAGAUGCAUACCGAAUAUAUGGCAAUGCGAUGGCGACCGCGAUUGCCCGGAUGGCGUGGACGAAGACCCCGCAAUUUGCAGAGCGAUACCGUGCGGCGAAACGGAAUUCCAAUGUAGCCCGGGCGAGUGUAUACCGAAGAACUGGCUAUGUGAUCGCCAGGUAGAUUGCACCAACGGUCUGGACGAGAAGGAUUGUCACAGAACCAAGACCUGCACGCCUGAACAAUUCACAUGCCAUUCGGGAAAUGGCGAGUGCGUGGCACUAACAUGGAUGUGCGACGGCAACGUCGACUGUUCGGAUGGUUCGGACGAGGCUGAGUGCAACGAUACUUGUCGAUCCGAUGAGUUUACCUGCGCGAACAAGCACUGCAUUCAGCAGAUGUGGGUGUGCGACAACGACAACGAUUGCGGGGACAACAGCGAUGAGAAGGGUUGCAAACCGAUAACUUGCCAUCCCGGUACUGAUUUUACCUGCUCCGAAUAUUACUGCAUAACAUCGCGAUGGAGAUGCGACGGCGAUUAUGACUGUCCUGAUCGAUCCGACGAAUUGGGAUGCAAGGACCAGCCGAACGGAGGAAAGAUAGGUCACUGCAUAGCGAAUAAGGAGUUUGAUUGCGAUGACGGUAUUACUUGCAUCCAUCAGACUUGGGUUUGCGAUGGUGAGAAGGACUGUCCAAACGGUGCAGACGAAUCUCCGCAGAGAUGUCACAACGUCACCUGCAGACCUGACCAAUUCCAAUGCGAAGAUCGACGGUCUUGCAUCUCGGGUCACUUGUCUUGUAACGGUAAAGCCGAUUGUGCUGACGGAAGCGAUGAGAGGAAUUGCACAGGUAAAAUCGUGAGCUGCGAUCCACUGCUUCAGUUCGAAUGCAGUGAAGGCUCGUGCAUUCCUCUGGACAAAGUCUGUAACAAAAAUCCAGAUUGCAUCGGCUGGGAAGACGAGAGUGCUGAGCUUUGUAAUGUGAACGAAUGCGCACAGAACAAUGGUGGAUGCUCGCAGAUUUGCGUUGAUCUACCCAUUGGCUAUCGGUGCGACUGCAACGCAGGUUACAGACUCAUAGACAAUCGCACGUGCGAUGAUAUCGAUGAAUGCUUGGUGCCUGGCAGCUGCUCUCAGUUUUGUCAGAAUGAAAAGGGCAGUUUCAAAUGUAGUUGCGCCGCUGGUUACCUUAAAGAUCCGCGAAAUCUAACACACUGUAAAGCCGCAGAGGGUCAUGCGAGUCUGUUGUUUGCUCGUCGACACGAUAUCCGAAAGGUAGCUCUGGAUCGUCAAGAAAUGACUGCCAUCGUUAAUAAUACUAAAAUGGCAACGGCUUUGGACUUUGUCUUUCGCACGGGGAUGAUCUUCUGGAGCGACGUCAGUGAAAAGAAAAUUUACAAAGCUCCAAUAGACGAAGGGAACGAGCGUACAGUCGUUAUCGAGAACGAUCUCACUACGUCGGAUGGAUUGGCAGUCGAUUGGAUUUACAGCCACAUUUAUUGGACAGACUCUGGGAAGGAUACCAUUGAACUGGCAAAUUUUGAAGGAAACAUGAGGAAGACUCUGAUACGAGAUCGCAUUCAUGAGCCUAGGGCAAUAGCGUUGAAUCCCUUGGAAGGCUGGAUGUUCUGGACAGAUUGGAGCGACGAAGCUCGUAUCGAACGUGCUGGCAUGGAUGGCUCUCAUCGAUCGGUGAUUGUUGGUAACGAUGUCAAGUGGCCGAAUGGCUUGACUUUGGAUCUGAUCGGCAAGAGGGUUUAUUGGGUAGAUGCGAAGUUAAACAUCAUAGGCUCUUGCAAUUACGACGGUACCGGCAGGCGAACGGUGCUCUACUCUCCCGAUAAUCUCAGACAUCCCUUCAGCAUCACGACUUUUGAGGAUUACGUAUAUUGGACUGACUGGGACAAGGAAACGAUCUUCAAAGCCAACAAGUUCACCGGACAGGAGGUGGAAGCUGUAACGUCGAUCAGAACGCUCCAACAUCCAAUGGUAGUCCACGUGUAUCACCCUUACAGGCAGCCCGAUGGAAUGAAUCAGUGCCAGGCCGUCAACGGACAUUGCAGCCAUUUGUGCUUGCCGGCACCCAAGAUCAACUCUAGAUCGCCGUUGUUAUCGUGCGCCUGUCCUGACGGCUUACGACUACUGUCCGAUGGAUUGAUGUGCGUGGAGAAUGUUACUACAACCGUAGCACCAUCCACGCAAGCAGCUAUGAUGCCGUUCCGAAGGCUCGAGCCUCUUCUGAAUAUUACUACGACUGCCAAUCCACUGUCUCCAGUAGAUGCAAAUGGAAAGGGAAGUCUAGCAGGUGAAUCGAAUCCUGGCUUGGUCGCUGGCAUAGUAAUAGGCGUAGUGUCCCUGGGAGUAAUAUUACUCGCGCUUGUGGCGCUACUCUGCUACAGGCAUUAUCUUCAUCGUAAUGUCACCAGUAUGAAUUUCGAUAACCCCGUCUACAGGAAGACUACGGAAGAUCAGUUCAGUCUCGAGAAAAACAGAUUUCCACUUCCUGCAGCUACAGUUGGAGAGGAGGCUCAAGAACCGUUGACGAGUCCUGGGACAAACGAUUACGUUUAAAACUUAAUCUAUUAAUGCAGAGGGUUUAACAGGCUACUGAAGUACUAUAUUGACCAAGUGAUAAAACGAUGUAAAGAAAAACAAGGUGUUUGCGUCGAAAUGGCCUGUCCAAACGCAUCAUGCCUGCGUUCGCUCGCAAGCCUGCCAACCAACUGUGAUUAUGUUAAUUUUCUUUUUUGUAUGUCCAUUUCUUUACAAAUUUUAGCACUUUGUCACUCGGAAAUAUGUAUAUUAUGCGUCCAAUAUUUAGAUUUGCUCGGGGCAUAAAGGGAGAAAUGUCUAAAGAAAUUGUUGCCAAAUAAGCUUAAGGUCUUAAGCUUCGUGUAUCUAUGUAGUUCGAUAAGUAAUUAAGAUUCCUACAUAACACUUUCCUUUAGUUUAGUUAAACGACACGUAAUGUAUAAUAAUAUAGCAUUUUUUAGAAGAAUGUAGCAGAGCCUGGUGCACGUAGCGUGUGAUCCUACUCCACUUGCUAUGUAUACAUAAGGAUAUUCAAAAAUCGUUAUUGUUUAAUUAAUUUAUUGUUUAAGUAUACAUGGUAGACACACAUUUUUUUGAAUGGUGUCUUUAGAAGCUCAAGGUACUGCUCACAAGAAUAGUAUCUUGUAAAAGCCAUAUGUAAAUAAUGCGAAAUCUUAAUCGUAUUGUUAACAUUAUUUGCAAAUUAUUGCGAAGCGCGAUGUUAAAACGCGAUAUGAAAAUUGUAAUAUUUAGGAUGCAUGCUGUGAAAUAAAAUGUCAUUAAACUGAAGCGGAAUAAGAGGCUAUAAUUAAUGUUCUUUUUCGUUCCGAAUUAUUAUAAUUUUUUAUAUUUCAUUAUACAGAAAAAAA